AUCAUAAGGCUAUUAUGUCCAAAGCACACCAUUCCCCCUGCUUGGUUCCAUGUGGAUAAAAUAGUUUGUGGGGUGAAUAGGGAGAAAACAAUUACUUUAUGCUAUCCAUAGGCAAGGAUGAAGAAUAUAAACGACAGAGCUAAUGAUAAUCCCAAAAUUCCAUUAUUAUUUUCUGCAAGGAAAGUGUUUCUUCUAGUCGUGAUGAUGUAUACUGGUCUAUUACCUUUCGUGCCACUACGGGAAUCAUGUUUAGAGUUAUUUAUGCCCCAGGUUUUAGCUAGAAUACCCUUGUUUGAAGAACGUUUGAAGAAGAAGAGAUACAGUAUUUUGUUUUGGUUAAUAAACAGACUGCUGAUGAACAAAGCACUUUUUUGUCAUUUAGAGAAGCGAGGCAUACAGACCUACCUAUGGGUUCUAAAUGAAGAUAAAGACUAUGAAGCUGCUUUUCAACUUGGAGCUACUGGUGUGAUGACUGACUACCCAUCAAAGCUCCGAAAGUACUUGGACAUUAAGCAGGUAGCUCAGAGCUGAUUAUAGCCACUACCUAACCAAAGACCAUUUUGCUUACUUCUCCAACUUCAUAACAUUCUUCACUUGCAAAAACAAGAGAAAUUCCAACUUAUUCAAGAAGUUUACACAGUUAAAAAUAUUUGAGAAAAUUUUUUUAACAAAUUUAUUUGGAAAUCACUUGUAAUUUCAUUUUUGAAUUUUGAUGUUAAUAAGGAAACAAUAUUAUGUAAUUUCCAAGUUAACUUUUUUAAACAUAUUUAACAUUGUAUGUGUAAUAGUGAAAUGUAAUCAAAGUGAUCUAUUUGUUUUUUUUAAUCAUGUAAGUUUAAAUCUUCUCUGUAGUUUUUAAAAAGUAAUGUAUUAGCAACACUUGACAUUGGUCCUGUAAUUAAGUCAUCAUGAUGAAUGCUGCACUGAUCAGAAUUAGAUUUAACUCAGUAUUGACUUCCUAUUCAUUACAAGACACAACAUAUAAUCAAUUUGAAUUCAAGUAAUGGAUAAUAUAGUACAAAUUAAGUUUGCUCUGAUUGAACAAGUGAUUUGGCUCAUAACAAUUAGAUCUAUUAUGAGACCUACUUACUUCACAAAACAGAAGUUUUUACAUUUUAUUUGAUUGGUUGAGGACUAUAGUUUUGAGCUGUUUGAGGUGAUCAUGGGAUUAUUCAAUGUGAGCAAACAUUUUUCAUAUUUUAUCGAGAUGUGUCUUCUGUCUGUUGCUUUGUUGGAUCAAUAUCAUGUAUGGGGUAAUGAAUCUGUAAAGUAUGCACUUUAAAAUAUCAUUUUCAAUUUGUGAUUAAAAGAAAUAGAAAACCCAAAGGUAUUUUUCAUAAAUUUUUUAACUUGUUAUUAGUUGGAGUAAGUGAUAUAUCUUUUUUUUUUAUUAUUGCUAAUUAGAAAGGUAGAUGCCCUGUCUUACGAAUAUGUAUCAACAAGUGAUCGUUAAUUAUCAAUAAAAAUA
Limulus polyphemus (Atlantic horseshoe crab) is the source of this 1468-nucleotide messenger RNA. Its product is annotated as glycerophosphodiester phosphodiesterase domain-containing protein 1-like. The record is from RefSeq and is a predicted model, not a curated record. Gene Ontology annotation, cellular component: endoplasmic reticulum membrane. The transcript has 5 exons. Lineage: Eukaryota; Metazoa; Arthropoda; Merostomata; Xiphosura; Limulidae. Gene Ontology annotation, biological process: glycerophospholipid catabolic process. Bases 118 to 531 code for a protein of 137 amino acids. Gene Ontology annotation, molecular function: phosphoric diester hydrolase activity; phosphatidylcholine lysophospholipase A1 activity.